Rubroshorea leprosula is the source of this 779-nucleotide messenger RNA. NCBI's taxonomy places the organism in Eukaryota, Viridiplantae, Streptophyta, Magnoliopsida, Malvales, Dipterocarpaceae. The record is from the annotation of a GenBank genome assembly.
UCGAAGAUGUGCUCGUGAGGAUUCAGAUGCUGAAGAUGACAUGCCACUUAUUUAGUAGAGAAUGAGCUCUAGGACUCAGCCUGUUCAGCCUGCCGUAGCACGUUUAUCUGCUGUGCUCACUGCUCCCACACGCAAUGGUGUUGAGACUGGGUCAACAUCAGCACCUGGCUUUGGUCCCAAGAUUGCAUUUCCAGAAGGUUUCAGCUUACAUGAAACCAGACUGCCACGCCGCCAUGCUUCAGCGGCCGAGGAUGAGGUCGGUCGUGUUGAGGAAUGCGCCACGAGGGUAGAGGUUGAGAGGAAUAUCGCUCUAAACGAUCUAAAUUCCUUGAGACAAUGGGUACUUGCAGCAAAUGAAAGUCUUGCUCGUGCUAAAGAAGGCUUGGAUAAGGAAAUCGAUGAACAAGGCAAGAGCCUCAUCCCGUCAGCCGACACUACUAUGCGGCUAAGAUGGGAAUUAAAUGAGGAUGGAACACUUGUAUGGCUUCCAUCUAUUCUUGAAGACGAGAAAGAAGCAAAGGACUUGCCGAGUUUUGACGCUUGGGUGGCUGGGGUACCUGAGCUACAAGUUGAACCUUCUAGCACUCCUCUUAACUCUCAGCCCGCCAUUACUCCAGCUUGUUAUUUGCCAGUUUGCAUUGACACAUCCGCCCUAGUGGAUUUAACGGAUGAUUAGCUUUAGAUUUAUCUUUUCUUUUGUAUUUUUUGCGUUGGUCAGUUGACCUUUUUCAGUGACUUUAUCAUUAUCCCUUGUAUUGUAAUAUACAAUUUUUUGGAAA